Molecule: messenger RNA, 9024 nt
Organism: Hypanus sabinus (Atlantic stingray)
Lineage: Eukaryota; Metazoa; Chordata; Chondrichthyes; Myliobatiformes; Dasyatidae
Product: NACHT and WD repeat domain-containing protein 2-like
Exons: 7
Coding region: 104-5086 (1660 amino acids)
Molecular function (GO): protein binding
Source: RefSeq, a predicted model, not a curated record
UUUUGCCACCGUCCUGGAGCGGCGUAGCCGAAAGAUUCCUUCCAACAGCUUGUGCGGGGAACUGGCGCUGAAUUAUUACCAUACAUGUUAACCGCCGUGACAAAUGGAUUAUCACCGUGAUCACAAAGAAAACGCUGUUCGUGCUUCGCGAUGUGUGCAGAUAUUUCUGUGCUGUAACCCUGAAGAAACCAAAGUGGAGAGGAAGGCACUGAGGGAAAAGGUUUAUCCAAAACUGCGAGAAUACUGCAGGUACAAACAUGGACUAGAGUUCCAGGUGAUUGAUGCGUAUAUGGGCGUAGAUCCCAAUGAUGUCCACGAUUGUGAUGUCCGGAAACUCCGGAUGAAGCUCUUGGAUGACUGUUUGAAGUUUUCUGCUGGGCCGUGCUUUGUGGCGUUAAUAGGAGAACAAUAUGGAAGUACAGGCGUACCAGAGGAAAUUGAAGUCAACGAGUUUGAGAUGAUUCUCUGCAGAUUGCAAAAUGGAGGCCUCAAGACCACAGUACUGGAGAACUGGUACCAUCGAGAUGAGAAUUGUGUUCCUGCUGCCUACUGUCUGAGGGCUAAAGCCGAUGUCCUUCCUGACUACAACAACAAGAGCAACGGAAGAGCGAGGGAAGAGGCCCGUGCAGCGUGGCACGACGACUUCACAGAAAUGACGAUGACCUUCAGCACAAUCGUUACAGAGUGCCUCAAAGAAGGGACAUUAAAUCCAGAACAAGCUCAAAAAUACUUCACCUCAGCUCUUGAAGCUGAGUUGCAGCAUGGUGUGAUAAACCAGCCCCCCAGCAUUCUCCGAAACUGCAUCUGCUACGUUUGUAAAAUUCCACACCUCACUCACCACCUUAAGAAGCUCCUUGCAAACCAGAAGGGACCACAAGGCCGCGCUGGGAAGCUGCCCCAGGAAGCGUUGGCACACGCCAAACUCCUCAGACUGCGUGAUGAAAUUCUCCCGUUGUUGGCCACAGUCUCAGAUUUACGUGUUUACACUUCAACUUUGCUGGGCAACCACGCUGGGAAGAUGAAACAAGAAUACAUCGAGGAACUUUGCCAGCAGUUCUACACUGAUAUUGUUAAGCUUAUUGACAGCAGCAACAAAAACACACAAAAACCUGUGGACAGCUUUGAGAGUGUGGAAGUGGAAAACAUGAAGCAUGUGACUUUGUGCAAUUUAUAUGCAUCCCUUUCUGACUUUGAAUGGAAAGAAAGAGACCAAAUUAAAGAAUACAUUGUGGGGAAGCAACCAAGCGCCCCCUUUAUCAUUGUGGGGGGGCCUUGCACUGGAAAGACAGUUCUCUUGGCAACUUGUGCCAAACAGAUACGUUCAUGGCUGAAUAAAUGCGAUCCGGUGAUAGUUGGCCGCUUCCUCUCGACAGGCCUCAGAACCUCCUUCUGGAAUGCCCUGAUUGGAAUCUGUCACCAGAUCGCUGUGAGCUACCACAAGCCUGUGCCAGAAUAUUCUGACAGCUCUGAAGAACUAGUGAACUGUUUUGUGAACCUUUUAGAGUUGUCAUCUGAACUGUAUCCCUUGAUAAUAAUGAUCGAUGGUGUUGAUCAGGUCUCAGAGGCUGAUAAUGCCAGAACCUUAUGGUGGCUUCCAAAUCUUCUGCCACCCUUUACCAGGUUAAUUGUUUCCAUCACUAAUAAGACAUAUGAAAUGACACGAGAAGGCACAUUGCUGCACCCAAAUGCAGCGUACUUUCUUGAACUAAAGCCGAGGGAAAGAAAGGAAUGCAACAAAGUUCUCACACGAACUCUGCUUUCCUCCAGCAGAAGGAUUACAUCUGGGCAGCAGAUUUACGUGAAUGCAGCACUGGACCAGUGUUCUCUUCCACUUUAUGUUAAGUUGCUUUAUAAUGAAGUGCUAUGUUGGACGUCUCAUGAUGAUGUUAAUGACCAGACUUUAGGAAGAACUGUUCACGACAAUAUUGAUCGACUGCUUAAAAGGCUUGAAAGGAAGCAUGGGGAAGGCUUGGUUUCCAGAGUUCUGGGUUAUGUAACACUUGCAAAUUCAGGACUUAGUGAGGUUGAACUGCUGGAUAUUUUGUCACUUGACAACCACGUGAUAAGAGACUUUUGGCCUCAAGAUGCUUUGCCAGUCUCACUGAAGGUACCAUAUUAUACAUUAGCAAGAUUACGAGAGGAUUUGAGAGGAUUUUUAGUGGAAAGGCCACACAACGGAGUAAAGAUGCUCUUCUGGGCAAACAGACAUUUUCCACUGGUCAUUAAGAGGUGCUACCUCCAGAACUGGGACACCGUACAACAGAUGCACAGUGUUAUGGUGGAAUAUUUUUAUGGUCGAUGGUCCAAUGGAAGAGCAAAGCCAUUUUCUGUCUCUCUGUUGCAACAGAGCCCAAUAAAGUAUCAACAGGUGCAUCGGGGGACUUCAGAGCACAAGCCUUUGACGGAAAAGUACGUUGACAGGCAGCAGCCUUCACAGCCUUGGCUUUUUCAUUUCCAGACUCCUUUAGAAGACCAUUGUCCAGUCUUUGCAAAUCUUAGAAAAGUUGAAGAGCUGCCUUAUCAUUUGAGGAGGAUUGGAAAGCUGCAAGAAUUAUAUUUUAAUGUGCUAACUUCAUUCGCAUCCCAUCUGGCGAUGAUUAAAGCUGGCCAUUUGGUUCAACUGAUAACUGAGCUGGAAGAGAAUAUUCAGACGUUAAACCGAAGGGGUGUCAGAUUCUUGGCAACAGUUCUAAAGAGUGCAUUUUGUCUGCUGCAGAAAUCCCCUGAACAACUUCCAAUGGUUGUUCAGGUGAGGGUUCUACCAUUUGCAGGAUGCUUCCCACAACUGUUCAGUUUUCUAAUGCAAGCUUAUAAAGAAGGGUUUCAGCACAAUGCCAUUGCUGUGCUACACAGUCCAGUAAUUACUGUGCCAAGAGUGCACACCUCUCUGUGUACCUCCGACUUCUCUGCAGCAACUGAUAUCAUAGAAAUCCAGUCACAAUCUGCAGUUCUUGUAACUCUGGAAAGCGGCUCUGUAUACACUUGGAACCCAGAUUUCCAAACAGCUCAGGAACGAAUAAGCACUAAUGGCGUUAAGGUUUCAGGAGCUAGAGUAUCCCAUGGCGACCAGUUCCUUGUACUAGCGACUGAACGUAGCACGAUGUUAGUCUACGAUUUUUCCCAGCUAACCCUGCUCUACGAAGCUGAAGUGAGAAGAGCAGUUGACGGUGGCAUAGCAAAAGUUCUUCAGCCAGUCAGCGGCUUUGCCUUAUGCAAUACAAACGUGGUGGUCUGGUUUGACAGUAGCGUAGUAGUGAGGCUCUUUAAUCUUAACUCUCAUCACACAAUCAGGCAGCUGAACUGCCAACAUAAUGUUCAGUGUAUUUCCUUUUCUAGUGAUGGAACCUAUGCACUGUGUGGACAAUUGAAGAGCACAGUUACAAUAUUCAACAUUCACACUGGUUGCCAGGUAGCCACAGUUGCUUCUGAACUCGAGGACACACCUGUAUAUUCCAUUUUCCUGAGUGCUUCCAAUGAAGAAACCUAUGUUGUGGACAAGAUUGGAAAUAAAUUUGUUUGGGACACAGAGAACCUGACUGAGCCAAGUCUUCAGGAGAGUAUUAUUUGUUCAGAUAAUGAAGAUGAACUUCUCAAUGUUGAAUUUUUGUCCCAUUCCCUCUUAUUGUGCAAGAUGUCUUGUAUUGAAGUCUGGGACACAUUGAAUUGGAAUGUGUCAGACUUGUUCAAACCUCCAAAAAAUGAACAUUUUAUCCAAGCCAUAUUGUCACUAGAUUGCCAUUGGAUUUUAGCUGUCAUCAGUGGUUCCGAGGCCUUAUUUGUGUGGAAGAGAGAGACAGGACAGUGUGUUCUAAUGCUUGAGAACAGAUUUGGUACACCAUUGAGAUUAACCAAGUGCAUUACACAGAAGUCUUUGGUAUCAUUCACUUCAAAGGGAUAUGCCUUAUCCUGGGACUUCGAUUGCAUAAAUAGAGUCUCAGCUCUAGCGAAGGCAGAAAAGGCCAUACAAUCAGUUCUCCUUUCGAAAGAAGGGAAGUAUUUUUAUACCUCUGAUGGUACCAGCGUCAUACUCAAAUGGAGCCUGACUUUCUGUCAAAUUGAGGCUACCUUUACACAUGCCAACCUCAUUAAACACUGCGCUCUUACAAGGACAGGGGCCACCCUGGUAACUGCAGAUGUCAGCGGUGACCUUUAUGUCUGGGACACGAAAACUGGUGAAAACUUCCACAGGAUCAGAUACAGCAUUGUGACGCAACUGUUGGUGACACCAAACGAUCACUCUGUGGUGUCACUCUGUGAAGGCUCCACUUCUAAGGUCUGGAAUUUGUCCAAUGGGCACGUUGUCUGUGAUAUUCACGUACCCUUAAAGAAGGCAACGAUUAUGCCAGAAAGCACGUUUGUUUUAGGUCUUCAUCAGUAUUGUCUCCUCGCUGUCAGCUUGUGGUCAGGUGGCAUAGUCAAGAGAUUUGAAUGUGUUGACAAGUCUAAUAUUGUUGCCUUCCAAACACUGAAAGAUUAUCCAGACUACAUUUUGCUCAUUACAUCUUCUGGAUGCAUGUACACCUGGAAUGUGGCAGAGGAAACGUUUUGCCAGCAGGUCCAGCUCCCAAUCAAGUUCUCCAAACCCCUGGAUAACUUUCAGGUUUCUGAUAGUGGGAGCAUUGCAAUAAUGUCAGCUAUCACUAAGAGUAUCAACGUCUUGGACAUCCUACAAGGAAAAAUGUGUGUUAUUAGUACUGAGGGAGAUAUCUUUAAUCAGCAAUUAACAAGAGAUGGUCAAUAUGUUGUUUACAUAGAUUACAGAGACUCCUGUAGUUGUGACUUUCAUUCCAGUCCAACACUUAACAUUGUUCGAACAACAGAUGGAAAAAAUAUUGGAUCCUGCCAUUUGUGUAAAAUUCCCUCCAGUAUUCUUGUCUGUGAACAUGAUUUAAAUAUUUUAGUUGGUUUUGAAGACGGGAGUGUUGGAAUAUAUGCAGUUGUUGACAAUCCUGGUUCUGAGAACAAAAUUAAAAGCCAACUGACAGAGAUGAUCAAAGGUGAAUAUUACCCUGAAAACAAAAAUUGGUACUUUAAAGACUUACCUGAUGCUGUUUGGGUAGAUUCAGUCAAUGAAUAUUCACAAUAACUGCUUUGCAUGCUGGAUGAGUAGAUAGUGCCAGUCCCUUAGUCUUUUCCAUUUGUUGGACAACACAAAAGAUUUAUGUCUGAACUGUUCAGAUAAAUAUACUGCAGGAAUACUCUGAAAAUGAUUUUUUGCUUGACAAAUCAACUGUACUUAGUAGCAGGCUUUCAAAAAGAAAAUUACGAAGAAUGAUUAGUGACAUCCAAAUGUGACCAGUUUCUCAAUUCUGUGGAAAAUGAAGCCUUCUGAUUUUUCUAUAAAGCACUGGGCACAUGGACUUAAUGUGCUCAGAGUAUAUUUUAUUAUGUAUUAAUAACUUUAUAAGUGAUUGCAGAGAUUCUGUCUACCUGCUGAAAUACACUGAGAAGAGUAAUGUAAUUCUCACCAUUUCAAAAACAAUUUAUUUUCAGAGCAAACAUGAGGCAUUUAUUAAGUAAAUUUUGCAAUAAUAUCUGCAAGAAAUUCAGAAGGAGGCUGCAACAGUAUGGUGUGGAGGAUGUCUAUUUUAUUAAUAGAGCCCAUUGGCCCACUUAGUCCAUUGCCAAACUAUUUUUCAGCCUAGCCCAUCCUUGCACCUUGAUCAUAGCCCUCCAUACCCCUCCCAUCCAUGUAUCUAUUCAAAUUUCUCUUAAAUGUUUAAAUCAAACCUGCAUCCACCACUUACACUGGCAGUUCGUUCCACACUCUGUGAAGAAGAUCCCCCAUGUUCCCCUUAAGUAUGUCAACUUCCACUCUUAACCCAUGACCUCUAGUUCUAGUCUCACCCAACCUGAGUGGAAAAGGCCUGCUUGCAUUUACCCUGUCUAUAACCCUCAUAAUUUUGUAUAGCUCUAUCAAAUCGCUCCUUAUUCUCCAAUGCUGUAGGAAAUAAAGUCCUAAUCUAUUCAAUCUUUCCCUAUAACUCAGGUUCUCAAAACCUAGCUGUUAUGCUUUGUAACUCCAAAAAAAAAUGAAAGGAAAACAUAGUAAGUUAAUUGGAUUAGACAUUGGCUUUGUGGGAGAUCGGUAGUUGAUAGUUGCCUGUCUGACUGGAGGCCUGUGACUAGUGGAGUGCCGCAGGGAUUGGUGCUGUGUCCAAUCACAUGCAAGAGAAAAUCUGCGGAUGCUGGAAAUCCGAGCAACUCACACAAGUGCUGGAGGAACUCAGCAGGCCAGCCAGCAUCUAUGGAAAAGAGUAAACAGCUGACAUUUUUUUCCAACAUUUUGCAUUUGUGGUUCAGUCCAUUGUUAUUUGUCAUCUACUUCAACAGUCUGGAUGAUAAUGUGCUUAACUGGAUCAGCAAAUUUGCAGGUGACACCAAGAUAGGUAGUGGACAGUGAGGAAGACUAUCAUGGCUUGCAGCAGGAUCUGAACCAGCUUGAAAAAUGGGCUGAAAAACGGCAGGUAGAAUUUAAUGCAGACAAAUGAGAGCUGCUACACUUUGGUGGGACCAACCAGGGUAGGUCUUACACAGUGGGCAGUAAGGUAUUGAGGAGUGUGGUAGAACAAAGGUCCUUAAGUCACUGAAAGUGGUGCCACAGGUAGAUAGGAUUGUAAAGAAAGCUUCUGGUACAUUAGUCUUCAUAAAUCAAAGUAUUGAGUACAGGAGAUGGGAUGUUAUGUUGAAGUACAAGACAUUGGUCUAGACUUAUCGUGUUCAUACAUAUACUGUAUGGUUCAUGUCUUGGUAAACCCAUUUAUACUGUAACCAUUGUUUAUGUCUUUUUUCAUCUGUAAUGGAAUGUGUAUGUUUGUAAUUUCUUUAUUAAUAUAUCAUUUGUAUUUUGUCCAUAUUAUUAUGAAUAAUAAAAAGAUUGAGAAGGGAAAAAAAAAGACAUUGGUGAGGCCUAACUUGAAGUACUAUGUGCAGUUUUAGUCACCUACCUGUAGGGAAGAAGUAAAUAACAUUGAAAGAGUGCAGAGAAAAUUUACAAGGAUGUUGCUGAGUCUGGAGGACCUGAGAUAUAUGGAAAGAUUGAAUUGGUUAGGACUUUAUUCCUUGGAAUGUAGAAGAUUGAGAGGAAGUUUGAUAGAAGUAUCCAAAAUUAUGAGGGGUAUAGAUAGGGUAAAUGCAAGCAAGCUUUUUCCACUGAGGUUGGGUGGGACUACAACCAGAGGUCAUGGGUUAAGAGUGAAAAGGGAAAAGUUUAAGGGGAACAUGAGGGGAAUCUUCUUCACUCAGAGAGUCAUGAGAGUAUGGAACGAGCUGCCAGCACAAGUGGUGCAUGCAAGCUUGAUUUCAAUGUUUAAGAGAAGUUUGGGUAGGUACAUGGAUGGUAGGGGGUACGGAGGGCUAUGGUCCCAGUGCAGGUUGAUGGGAGUAGGCAGUUUAAAUGUUUCAGCAUGGACUGGAUGGGCCAAAGGGCCAGGUUCUGUGUUGUAUUUUUCUAUCACUCUACGACACAAGCUAGGAAAAUGUGUCUAGUUUUACUGUAGCGAGGGAUGCAGGUAUGACAUGGUGGCGUAAUAAUGAAUGCCAUUCACCUACUUCCUACAUAUAAACCAUAAUGAAUUAUGUGAACAAAGAUUAAACGAUAUAUUUACAAUAUUGCUCAAAUAUUACUGAAAUAUGAAGUACAUUCCUCCCUGCUUAGCUAUAAACUCCAACUCACUAUAAAGUGCAUCUCAACUCAAAUCUAUAAUUUAUUUUUCUGUAGUUAUAUCUAUCUUCAUGUGGGUGUGUGUGUGUGUAUAUAUACACACACACACACAUAUACACACUCACAUAUAUUCAGUAUACUAUGCAAUACAUCUGCUAUAUAGAUAACCAGAGCAUUGUAAAUUUUAAGUUGUCCCAUUCAGGCCUAAAGAUUUCAUCGUUGUAGAGGAUUUCUUAAUCUUGUGAGAUAAUGUCUUCCCUGACUCUGGGGGUGGAGGGGGGUAGUCACUCUGUUUGGCAGGUGAAACUUGUGAAAUAAUCUCAGGUUCUGGGGUUUCCACUGUCUUGGUUGUAGGAGGUGACUCUGGGACUGCAGGAAGUGGUUCUGACAGCUCUGGAAACCUUUCUCUAACAAUUGACUCUGCUCUCCUCAACUGGUGAUGUCUCCAGAUGAGAUGCAAUCUCCUCUCUGCAGGAGAAUGAUCCAGUUCUGUCUUUAAUCAUUUCAACUACCCAUUUAUUUUCAGCUCUCUGGUCCCUCGCUAGGACUGCUUGUCCCAUAAUGAAACAUCGCACCUCCUUGUUUGAGAAGCCCUUAAUUUGACUCAGCUAUUGGUCCUGCAUACUCCUCCUGAGACUGGGUUUGAGGAGAUCCACGUGUGAGAGCAAGGGGUGACCCAGGAACAGCAUAGCAAGUGAGUUGUUGGUUGUGUAUUGUGUUGCACUUGCCAUUUUCUGGAUGAGUUUGCAUCCUGAACAGUGCACGGCAAGCUGCUCGAUCUGCUGAUCUAUCCCUGGCCACCAGACAGAGCUUCAAGCCAAUGCUUCCGUUUCGAACACGACUAGAUGACCGGUACGAAGUUCCUCCAUCACUUUAGCAUUACAGACAGGCUUCACUGGACAAAGUGAAUGGAGGUCCCAGGACUGGACACCAUCUAUUCCAGCCGACUCAGGAGGAAAGCAAUCAGUAUAACCAGAGACACUACUAACCCCGGCUACUCCCUGUUUGACCCGCUGCCGUCCAGCAAAAGGUUCAAGACACUAAAAGCCAGAACAAAUAGACUGAGGAACAGCUUCUACCCCAGAGCUGCGGCCUCCAUCACACCACUCCCACGGAACAAUGACUGAAACUGUGAGCACACACAAGGACUCAAAUACUUGCACUAACGGCACUUUGGGCAUUACUGUGAUAUUCUGGUGCUGCUGUAACUUAUUUUAUGCCACUUAUCUGUUUAAUACUGUUUUUCUAGUACUAUCUUGUUUUUAUCUACCGCUUUAUUUAACUGCCUGAGAGGAACCUAAACAGAGUUUCAUUGUACCUAUGUAUAAUGACAAUAAAGAUCAUCCAAUUCAAAAUCAUAA